AUGCAGCCAUGGCGAGGUCGCCUCCCCUUAUCGCCCUCUGUCCAUCUGCUCCUGAAACAGAACCCCCGCCGGCUCACCGCCGGAGCGCCACCACCGAGCGGCGAUCACCAGCUGUUCGAGGAAAAUCUGAGCCGGGACGUGGUCUCCGCCACCGCCGUGCUCAGCUCGCUCGGCCGCGAGGACCGCCACGGCGACGCCAUGCUCCUCUUCUGCCGCCUGCUCCGCCUCGGCCUGCGGCCAAACCAGUUCACCUUCGGCACCACAAUCCACACGGCUACCGCCCUCCGCCGCGCGGACCUGGGCCGGCAGCUCCACGCACUGGCAACGAAGAUGGGCCUCCAGUGCGACGUCUUCGUGGGGAGCUCACUCCUCGACCUCUACGGCAAGCUCGGCGCCGUGGAAGAAGCCCUGGAGGCCUUCUCCGCCAUCGCCAACCCCAACGUCGUCGCCCGCACCGCGCUCCUCGCCGCCUUCCUCAAGCACCGGAGACUCUCCGCGGCCCGCCGCCUCUUCCUGGGCAUGCCGGAGAGGAACGCCACCUCCUGGAACGCGAUGAUCGGCGGGUGCAGCAAGAUGGGUCUGAACGAGGAAUCCCUCCUGCUCUUCGUAGAGAUGUGCCGGGAAGGGACGAGGCCCAACCAGUCCACCUUCCCCUCCGUCCUCUCCACCGCCGGCAACGCGGCGGCGCUCAGGCUGGGCCAGGCCGUCCACGCUUCUGCCACCAAGCACCUCGGCGACCCAGCAGACGUCUUCGUGGGCAACGCCCUCAUCAGCUUCUACUCUAAAUGCGGCUCGCCGGAGGACGCCCUGCUGGUCUUCCGUCGCCUCCGGCGGCGGAAUCUCGUCACGUGGAACGCCAUCCUCUGCGGGCACGCGCAGAACGGCCGGGGAAGGGAAGCUCUCGCUUUGUACAACACGAUGAGGGAGGAAGAAGGCUAUGAGCCAAACGAGGUCACCCUCCUCGGCGUGCUCUCCGCCUGCAGCCACGCCGGCCUGGUGGACGACGGCCGCGCCUGCUUCCGGCGGGCGAAGGAGGAGACGCCGCAGAUGCUCCGACCAGAGCACUACGCCUGCAUGGUGGACAUGCUCGCUCGGCACGGGAGGGUGGCGGAGGCGCAUAGGUUCAUGGCGGAGGAGACGCCAUUCCGGCCGGGGAUCGGGUUCUGGAAGGCGGCGCUGGGAGGGAGACUGGUGCAGGGCGAGCAGCGGUGGGCAGAGGCAGUGGCGGGGAGGAUCGAGGAGCUGGGCCCUCCGCCGGACGCCGCCUCGUGGGUGCUCCUCUCCAACGUGUAUUCUGCUGCCGGGAGCUGGCGGAGGGCGGCGGCGGUCCGGCAGGAGAUGAAGGAGAGGGGCGUGAAGAGGAGCCCCGGAUGCAGCUGGAUCGAGGUGGGCGGCCGCGUGCAGGUCUUCUUCAAUGGCGACCGAGCGCAUCCCCUGGCCGAGGAGAUCUACGCUGUUCUUGACUUAUGCCUGAGCAGCAGCAUCAUCUGA
This is a messenger RNA of Spirodela intermedia, 1491 nucleotides long. The record is from the annotation of a GenBank genome assembly. NCBI's taxonomy places the organism in Eukaryota, Viridiplantae, Streptophyta, Magnoliopsida, Alismatales, Araceae.